This is a messenger RNA of Arabidopsis thaliana (thale cress), 1496 nucleotides long. Its product is annotated as BCS1 AAA-type ATPase. The transcript has a single exon. Lineage: Eukaryota; Viridiplantae; Streptophyta; Magnoliopsida; Brassicales; Brassicaceae. The record is from RefSeq and is marked reviewed. Bases 508 to 1281 code for a protein of 257 amino acids.
UUCCAUAACCAAUUUCUCUGUCUAUAAAAUUUACAAGUUUAAUAUUGAUGGAACAAAUCUCUCUGUCUAUAAAAUAAAUGAAUUUUCAGUACCAAAACUUUUACAUCACCACUUUAUUUUUACACUGCACACUUUGCUGCUUGCUCUAUAAUUGUGGUCAGAACUCAGAAUCAUUUUGGUCCCCACACCUAGCUUCAAGCUCAUAGCAUCUUCAUGAGCAGAUAAACAAAAAUCUUUGAAUACUUUUUAGUCAAAUUCGUACUCAAGAACGAAAAAUAUGUAUACGAACAAACCCUAAUUUCACUGUAUUAUAAAGAUUUUUUUUUUUAAUCAAAAUAACAAUAAAUUUCGUGGCAUUUUUGAGACACUCAAAAAUUAAAACAAGAGUAAGAUAAAUAGAGAGUGAGUGGUUUAGAAGCGAUGUGAGCCAAAACAGAGCAAAACUUGACAAGUCUCAUAAGAAACAGAAAGCAGAGAGAGUUUCGUGGGGCACAAGCAAACACAAAGAUGCUUGAGACCGGAUCGAUUUGGGGUUUCACAGGCUCAACGAUGACGAGCCUUAUGUUCUUCUGGGCGAUGUACAACCAAGUCCACAUUGAGAAAUACAUUUACAAGUUGAUGGGAUGGGUUUCGAAUUCUGUUCACAUAAAGUUCAACGAGUAUUCUGGAGAAGGUCUUGAGAAAAGUGAAGCGUUUGACACCAUACACAACUACUUGUCCACGAAAUCAACAGCUCUUGGAAACAGAUUAAAGGCCAACGAGUCUAAAAAAAGCAAAUCUUUGGUGCUUAGUUUGGAUGAUCACGAGACAGUUGAAGAUGUGUUUCAAGGUGUGAAGGUGAAGUGGUCUUCAAGCGUGAGAGAGAACCAGAAUCAGUCUAGUACGAACCGUGAUAAGGGUUUUGCGGAGAGAAGGUACUUGACUUUGAGUUUCCAUAGUCGGCAUAGAGAGAUGAUCACAACGACUUAUCUUGAUCAUGUUUUGAGAGAAGGGAAAGAGAUUGGGUUGAAGAAGAGAGAAAGGAAGCUUUACACUAAUAACUCGAGUCAUGAGUGGAUCUCUUGGAGAUUAGGAACAAACUGGAGCAACGUUUCUUUUGAUCAUCCUGCAACUUUGGAGACUUUCGCUAUGGAUCCAGAGAAGAACAAAGCAGAGAAGGAAGCUUGGAAGAAGAGAAGGAGAAAGCGAGGAAGAUUACUGAGGAAGAAGAGAAGAACAAAGCAGAGAAGGAAGCUUGGAAGAAGAAGAAGAAAGCAGAGAAUGCAGAGAAGAAGAAAUUGAAGCCAUAAUCAGAAGGAAGCUGAUGUAAACGGUGACGUUUGAUUCAUUUCUUCAACUACAAGAAAACUACGAAGAAGGAUCAGAGUUUGCUUGAUGCUAGAUCAAUUAGGAUUAUGAUCGGAAUGUUUCUUGAUGUUUUUAGUUUAUUUGCUAAUUGGAUAUUUUAAGUUCUAUCUUAGAACAUGUUUUAAAUGCUUUUUCUUGGUAAUGGUAAC